This is a messenger RNA of Phalacrocorax carbo (great cormorant), 3201 nucleotides long. NCBI's taxonomy places the organism in Eukaryota, Metazoa, Chordata, Aves, Suliformes, Phalacrocoracidae. The record is from RefSeq and is a predicted model, not a curated record.
GACACGUCCGCCGGGGCGAGCGGCGGGGCCGGGCCGGGCGCUGCGGCGCCAUGAAGGACUGCGAGUACCGGCAGAUCCCCCCCGGGGCAGCGGCUCCGGGACCGGGCACGAUCGUCUCGUCGCCUCCAGCAGCCUCCUGCCCGGAGCGGCCCGGUGCGGCCCGGCGUCCCCGGCGGAAGUGGGAGGUGUUCCCGGGCCGCAACCGCUUCUACUGCGGCGGCCGCCUCAUGUUGGCGCGGCACAGCGGCGUCUUCGCCCUCACCCUCGGCCUCAUCUUGGUCACCAGCGGCCUCUUCUUCGUCUUCGACUGCCCCUUUCUUGCUCAUCACCUCACCUUGGCCAUCCCCAUCAUUGCAGCCAUCCUCUUCUUCUUUGUCAUCAGCUGCCUGCUCCAGACAAGCUUCAGAGACCCGGGAAUCCUGCCCAGAGCCACCCCGAGUGAGGCUGCAGACCUGGAAAAGCGGAUCGACAGCAUGGGUACCUCUACCUAUCGCCCGCCGGCCCGCACGAUGGAAGUGGUCAUAAAUAAGUAUGUGGUGAAACUCAAGUACUGCUACACCUGCAAAAUGUUCCGCCCUCCACGCACCUCUCACUGCAGUGUCUGCGACAACUGUGUCGAGAGGUUUGAUCACCACUGCCCCUGGGUGGGCAACUGCGUGGGGAAGCGCAACUAUCGCUACUUCUACGCCUUCAUCCUCUCCCUCUCCUUCCUGACAGCCUUCAUCUUCGCUUGCGUCGUCACCCACCUCACUCUGCGCUCUCAGAGAGAUGGAUUCCUCACCACUCUGAAGACGACACCUGCAAGUGUGCUGGAGCUGGUGAUUUGUUUUUUCUCAGUCUGGUCUAUUUUGGGCCUCUCAGGUUUUCACACUUAUUUAGUCGCCUCCAACCUGACGACAAACGAAGAUAUCAAAGGGUCCUGGUCAAAUAAGAGGGGCUCAGAGUUUGCCAAUCCCUACAGCCAUAAAAGUAUCCUCACAAACUGCUGUGCGGUGCUCUGUGGACCAUUCCAUCCCAGUUUGAUAGACAGAAGAGGAUUUAUCCAGCCAGAUGUUGGGACCCCAUCCAGUCCUAAGAGUGAAAUCCCUUCAUUUGGAACCAAAACUGACACCAGCAUGGUAGGAGGCAUUCCCUAGCAGUGCCGUGACGUAGCCCAGUGCCUGCUGUGCCUGCACCUUGCUCCAGCCAGUACCUUUCCUCUUACCACCUCCCCAGCCUCAGGCGGGACAGCCCUGCGAUGCAGAGCUGCCAGAGACUCAGCUGAGCCACAUGUUGCCUUUUUUUCUAUUAAUUUAUUAAUUUUUUUUUUGUUUAUUUGUUUCACUGUGAUGUGGGCUGUCUGGACUUUUGACUGAUAGAGCCCAACAGCAUGCAAGACCCUCAGGCUCGUGCAGAAAGCUGGGGGGACCCUGCUGCACCUGAGAAGCAAAUAGGUCUGGGGAGCCACCAGACCUCUGAGCAUCCGCUCCAGGGGGGUGCUGCGUUUCCUGCUGGGAGUAAUGAGGUGGGCCAAGGGUGGGAGGUGGGGACUGGCAAACAAUUCCCACUCUGAGCUGGUCUGUCACACCUUGCCUUCUGGGCUGGUGGAGGCGUAAGUUCCCUGGUAUCCCUGUUGUCGCUGUGAACACGUCCUGCUCCCUGUGCCGAUGUGGAAGGGCUGUUUUGUCUCUUAAUGGCCGGGUUCUCACCUUGGCCACUGCCAGAGCGGCUUUUCUUUUCCAGAAGCUGCUGUGCCUUGGUAAGUUGGGGUUGUUCAGCUGGGAGGACUCUGGCUCCCAGCAGAUGUGGAAGCUAGCUAGGUGUCCCAGCUACUGUUGAUCCUAUUUUCUGGCCGGUCACUGAGGGGUGCUGAAGAAUUUGUGUUUUGGCCCUGCCAGUCAGUAAGACAAUGUUUUGCAGCAAGGACACAAGUUAGGAUGACCCUUCUUUUAAUGGGGAAGAAGAAACAUGCAGCCUUCUGUGGAUCUCAUCAUGAGAUGCUGGUUGGCAAGGCUACAGUUGUAAGAUUUGGGAAUGUUAGCUUGCCAGGAAAGCCUGGUUUUGUCCUGUCUGUAGGAGACCAAAAAGCAACAGAAAAACAAGUGAAUUCCUGAGGGUCGCACCCUUCCCAGGUGGAGUUUCACAGAGGAAGCAGUGAGCGGUUGCUGGUCUCUGAUAACCUUAUCUUGUGCUCUUGGUUUGGGUUUCUGGCCGGCAGAUGAGAGCAGGGCUGUCCCCGGCACCGCAGGAGCGAUCCCCGUGUGCCUGGGCUCAUCCCUGAGCAUCGCUCUGUCCCUGCGGAGGCACGGGAGAGCCGGGCUGGGCCGCCAGCCCUGCGUCGCUGACACAGGAGUGUGCCUAGGGGAGAGCCACAGACCUUGUUAGCAAUACUUGAAUCAAGUUAUUAAAAGCUGCUGGAUAUUUUUUGCACAAUUUGUAGAUUUUUGGGUUUUUUUCUACAUAAAACAUUUUAUAUUCGAUGCAGGUAGCGUUGUGCGUGUUAGCACCAGGGCAGAGGCUUGCAGCGGUUUGUGUCAAGCUGCCUGGUUAGGUUUCCGUGGGUCAGAUGAAUGUAUUUCAUCCUCGGGCAGAGGCAGCACACUUACGGGGCAGCCUGUCCCCACUGAACUCACCAGCGUCGCGCUUUGCGCACCGUGGGCGACUCCGCAGCCCGCACGCAGCUUCGGGGCGCGCUGGGGGACGGUGGAGGCACAAGGUUCCCCCGGCCUUGCGUUUCUGGGCGGCCGCACAGAGCUCUCGGUGCACUUGCUGUGGCCACCUCCACCUGCCCCUCGGCGAAGAGGUGAGAGCACGGCGGAGGCGGCUGAAUUUCUGCCGCAUCCCGGCAGAUGGCUCUCGCUGCCCGGGGAGGCUCCCGGUGCUGCUCUGCCAGCUGCCCCGGCCCUGCAGCUUCGUGCCACCUCACGGGCCAGGCGCUUUAGCACAUUGCCCGUGUUUCAUCCGGAGAGGCCGCCCUGCCCGUCCCUCCCCGCUCCUCCCGCAGGGAUGUCCCCAGCGGGGCUCGUCCCUGCCCUUGAGGAGCCUCGACGCUACCUCCUCGGGGCAGGCGUGGGGCCGGGACGAGCCGAGCUGUGCUGAGCGGGUCUGGUGCUGGGGCGUGAGGAGGAGUGGGGGGGUGUUAUCAGGGGCCAAACUCCUUCCUGUUAUUAUUUAAACCAGUUUACUUUGUUACUCAACAAUAAAAUUAUAUUUUUUAAAGAG